Alligator mississippiensis (American alligator) is the source of this 7473-nucleotide messenger RNA. It is a transcript of the gene SGSM2, whose product is annotated as small G protein signaling modulator 2. Gene Ontology annotation, molecular function: GTPase activator activity. The record is from RefSeq and is a predicted model, not a curated record. Lineage: Eukaryota; Metazoa; Chordata; Crocodylia; Alligatoridae. The transcript is spliced from 24 exons. The coding region runs from base 81 to 3266 and encodes 1061 amino acids.
CGUGACGUCAGCGGGAGGCGAAGAUGGCGGCGGCGGCGCGGGGCGCGCUGCAGCGGCGCUGAGCCCGGCCCGGCCCCGCCAUGAGCUGCUCGGAGGACGCGGCCAAGGAGCGGCUGCUGUGGAGCGUGAAGAAGGAGGUAAAACAGAUCAUGGAAGAAGCUGUCACCAGGAAAUUUGUGCAUGAAGACAGCAGUCACAUCAUCGCCUUAUGUGGUGUGGUAGAAGCAUGUCUUCUGCACAUGCUCAAACGCAGAGCCGCCGGCUUCCUACGGACCGAUAAGGUGGCUGCCCUCUUCACCAAAGUUGGCAAGACUUAUGCGAUAGCUGGCGACAUAUGCAAGAAGGUCCAGGAGCUGCAGCAGCAGGUGGAAAGCAGGAAAAAUCAGCCAACUGGCCAGGAGUCCCUCAAGAGGCAGAAUUCAACCACAAGCAAAUCGCCUGUCCUGACACCUCAGGCCAUCAAACACAUCUGGGUCCGGACGGCGCUGAUCGAGAAAGUGCUGGACAAAAUUGUGCAGUACAUAGUGGACAACUGCAGCAAAUAUUACGAGAGAGAAGCUCUAUUGGCAGAUCCUGUUUGUGGUCCAAUCCUUGCUUCUCUUCUAGUUGGACCCUGCGCUCUCGAAUAUACCAAGCUGAAAACAGCCGACCACUACUGGACUGACCCCUCGGCCGAUGAGCUGGUGCAGAGGCACCGCAUUCAUGGAGUACACGGCCGUCAGGACUCUCCCUCCAAACGCCCGGCGCUGGGAAUCCGGAAGCGGCAGUCCAGCGGUAGCACGUCUGAGGACCGGUUUGCUGCUUCGGCAAGGGAGUAUGUGGAGUCUUUGCACCAGAACUCGAGGACACACCUGCUGUAUGGGAAAAAUAACGUCCUCGUUCAGCCAAGAGAUGAUAUGGAGGCAAUUCCUGGGUAUCUCUCCCUGCAUCAGUCAGCAGAUAACUUGACUUUGAAAUGGACCCCGAACCAGCUCAUGAAUGGGACCCUUGGGGAUUCAGAACUUGAGAAAAGUGUUUACUGGGACUACGCCUUAAUCGUGCCAUUCAGUCAGAUCGUCUGCAUACACUGCCAUCAGCAACCAGAAAGUGGAGGGACAUUAGUGUUGGUGAGUCAGGAUGGGAUUCAGAGACCUCCGCUCCAUUUCCCGCAGGGAGGCCACCUCCUUGCUUUCCUCUCUUGCCUCGAAAAUGGCCUUCUGCCCCGAGGGCAACUAGAGCCACCGCUUUGGUCCCAACAGGGCAAGGGUAAAGUGUUUCCAAAGCUCCGGAAAAGAAAUAUUAACAAGUCAGUGGAUCUAGAUGAAAUGCCAGAGGAGACCGCUACAGACUACGUCUUCAGAAUCAUCUACCCAGGUCACAAGCAUGAGAACAUAACUAUUAACUACCACCACUUAGCUGCCAGCCGCUCUGCCUCUGUCGACGAUGACGAGGAGGAGGAAGAUAAGCUACACGCAAUGCUAUCAAUGAUCUGCUCUCGGAACCUCACAGCUCCUAAUAGGAUGAAAGACCCCAGCGACAUGAUAGAGAUGCAGGGAUUUAGUGCAAGCUUGUUGUCAUGGCAGCUGGAGCACUGUAGCCAAGGUUCCUCGUGUCUCUCCUGUUCAACGGGCAGCUCUCCUUAUGACCUCCCCACCUGCUGCAACUGCAUACACGACAGAACCCCGUUAAAGAUGCUGUGUGAAAGCAUGAAGAGACAAAUUGUAUCCAGAGCCUUCUAUGGAUGGCUUGCCUACUGCCGUCAUUUGUCUACAGUGCGAACACAUCUGUCUGCUCUAGUGAACCACACCAUCGUCCCACCCGACAAACCGACCAGCGCCACAGGAGGCCUGACAAAAGAGGUCUGGAGCAAAUACCAGAAGGACAAGAAGAAUUACAAGGAGUUGGAAUUGCUGAGAAGAGUGUACUAUGGUGGGGUGCAGCAUGAGAUCCGAAAGGAAGUGUGGCCCUUCUUACUAGGUCACUACAAAUUUGGCAUGACCAAGAAGGAUAUGGAUCGGGUGGAUGAAGACAUUGCUCUCCAGUAUCAGAAGGUCAUGGCGGAGUGGAAAGCCUGCGAGGUGAUAGUGAAGCAGCGAGAGAAGGAGUCACACUAUGCCACCUUGGCUAAGUUUUCAUCGGGCAGCAGCAUCGACAGCCACGUCCAGCGACUGAUCCACAGGGACUCCACCAUCAGCAAUGACGUCUUCAUCUCUGUAGAUGAAAUGGACUCAGCAGAGCGAGACUUAAAGGGCCAGGACGACCCUUCUUUGACUGUGGUGAACAUGGACACACCAACAGCAGUUGCUGCAGUAGAGCAGCAGUCGGUAGAAUUUGAUUCUCCUGACUCUGGGCUGCCUUCUUCUCGGAACUACUCGGUAGCUUCAGGCAUCCUCUCCAGCAUCGAUGACGGGCAGAGCAUCUGCUUUGAAGAUGGGGUAGAGGAAGAAACGAGCAUGGACUUGGAAAGAACAGAUGUGGACACAAUCCAUGCUCAGAAAGCCGGGUUGGUGGCUGUAGAGGCGCAGGAUUCCAUACCGGAGGAACAGCUGUGCUCCCAGCUGGAUUAUUUAACAUCUGGAGUGGAUCUUGCUGCUGUUUGUGCUGCGUCCUAUACAAUAGAAUUACUGGACACAGUUGCCUUAAAUUUGCAUAGAAUUGAUAAAGACGUCCAGAGGUGUGAUCGGAACUACUGGUAUUUUACUGCUGAUAACCUGGAGAAGCUCCGAAAUGUCAUGUGCAGUUAUGUUUGGGAGCACCUCGAGGUUGGCUACGUUCAAGGCAUGUGCGAUCUCCUGGCUCCUCUCAUGGUCAUACUUGACAGCGAUCAGCUGGCAUACAGCUGCUUCAGCCACCUGAUGAAGAGAAUGAGCCAGAACUUCCCCAAUGGUGGUGCUAUGGACACACACUUUGCCAACAUGCGAUCCCUAAUCCAGAUUUUGGACUCCGAGCUCUUUGAGCUGAUGCACCAGAACGGAGACUACACUCACUUCUACUUCUGCUAUCGCUGGUUCCUGCUUGAUUUUAAGAGAGAAUUGUUGUACGAGGAUGUAUUUACAGUGUGGGAAGUUAUUUGGGCAGCAAAGCACAUCUCUUCAGAACAUUUUGUCCUUUUCAUUGCCUUAGCACUGGUGGAGGUCUAUCGAGAGAUUAUCCGUGAUAACAACAUGGACUUCACCGAUAUCAUCAAGUUUUUUAAUGAAAUGGCCGAGCAUCACAAUGCCCAGGAAAUCCUCAAGAUCGCGAGAGACCUCGUCUACAAAGUGCAAACGCUGAUAGAGAACAAGUGACGGCGGAUGUGGAGAGAACGGUCACGGAGCUGCCAUGGGCCUGUGCAGACUGUGCGAUGAAGCUGUUCUUUGCACACACUUCAAACAACGUUUUAAUUGCAUCUUCCAUGUAAUGUAUAAGUAUUCCAGAGGUCUGUAAGAGAGACAUUUAAAGCCGAUUUCCCCUGGAGAUGAGGUUGGUUUGAUCGUCCUUGUUGCUCUCACUUUGUAUUUUGAGGCACAAAUCUUUUUUCAUUGUGCCCUUUCUUAGGCUCUAGAAGUGUCCAUCUCUGUGUUUGAGCUAUUGAGGGGAUUUUGUUUGUGGGAGGCUUUGUAUUUAUUGACCUCAUACCUCUGUAAUGCCCUGGGAAUCAGUUGCGUUCACCCAAAAUCUCCUGCACGUUCGGAGUUAAGGCCCUGUUAGAGCAUAUUUUGGCUGUAGAAGUACAAAGGCCCAUGUAUAGAUGCAGCAAUUAAAGGUGGAUCAGGUUAGAAGUCCAAGAGCUGAGAUCAUGCUCCACGUGCUACGGACCGGAAAGAAAACCCCACCUGAAUAACAGGCAGACCCUGAUGUCAGCUCAGCCACGACUCUUGGAUCAGUGAACGCCUGAACCAGGGUGCAGCCCCCGUACCUGCUAGGGUGAGCUUGAAGACAAAGCCCAGCAUCAAGUCAGUCUCUGAAACAACCUUCAUGCCAUCAGGGACCUCAGUCAAACACUUAACUCUACCAAGGACAAGCUACACGUUGAUCCACAGCAGCUCCCGGCAGUAUGGAGUUAUCCAGGCCUGGGAGUGUUGGGUGAUCUUAGACCAGAGACUCUCCUGCACGCCGAUGGCAUCCCAUUAAAUUCAGUGGGACAAGGAAAAGUUUAGCAAUAGCAGAAGAGGUUUGCAGGGGGUGGGGGUGGUGCUUUAGUGUGUCCAAACUCGCACCCCAGAGGCACUAGCUUCUUUCCCCCAUUUCUCAGAGAUGAAAGCAGUGGCUGUUAGGGUGUCUUACUUCCUAGGGGGACUAACAAAGGGUCUUGGAUUUGAUUUUCAUCUGGCUAUGGGCAGUUUCCAGAGUAGCCAAAUCUCUCUUGUGCCAGCCUUCACUUCAUUGCACUUGACCCCAAACUUCCCUUAGUUGUUAGCAGGUCUUACAGAGGCUGUGCUCCCCUCGGUUUCCUGGUUGUAGUGGUGACACCACACUUGCUCUUUCAGGAGCAAAUACCAGCUGCUGCUAGGGGGUACAGCAGUUUUACCACCAGAGGAGCCGUCCCAGGUCUCCAGUUGGACAGUAGCUGUAUUUCAGGCUGUUAAACAUCUAUGUGAUAGCACUGUCACCCUGUACACGAGAUGACGUGUAGACCCCAGAUAGACUACAAGAAGGAUUCAAGUAGGCCGGUUAAAGAAUGAAUAAUGCGGACAGCAGCAGACACAGAUACUUUUAGCAAAAGUUCAGGUACCCAAAUGAUUUAGGCGCACACAUCAUUCAGGCACUUGUGGAGAGAAAACAAAAAAAAAAAUCAUGCCCAUGCCAUUUUGUCCCAUUACGGAAGAUGGCUGAGGCUUUUAAGUUUGCUUCUGAACCAAAAGUCGUAGCCCAAAAGAUCACGUGAAGCUUGGAGCCGAACUUUGUGGCCCAGUUUUUAUACCCUUCUGUUACCUUUUCAGAGGAGGAUGUUGAAAAGCUCGGUGUGGGCCAGCGGGGGCUGGCCCCGUGCCAGGGCGAACACUGAGCGCUCGGGAAACUCCUCCAGGAAGAACGAAUCCAACUUAAAUGACCUUUCACAGGCUGUUUCCUAGGAGAGGAGCAACAGUGCGCUCUGACAUGCCUGCAAGUGUUUUCAGCUGCGGGAUUAAUGGGACCAGAGUUUGCUCGCUCGGUAGCGCUACACGGUGGAGUGUAUCCGCUCUUCGCUUGCUUUAGCCACACAGUACAAGUCACUUGGGUUUGGCGUCAUUCUCAAACAGGCUAAAAAUCCACGAGCGAUUGAGUGUGAAGCCCGUCACCCCCCGCUAGCUUGUGCAGAGACGGACUGUGUGUUGCCAAAGGAUGAACCGGUCCCCGCACUGGUUCCUCCGAGCUAUGGUUUUACCAUCACAAGGGGGGGGGGGGGAACGACAAAAGCAUCACGUGUAGGACAAACUUUUCCCACAAGAAGCGUAUCAUUCCCUGGUGCUAAGUUAUACAGCAAGACAGGCCGAGGCCUUUAGUCCCCAUUCUGUUUUGUUUCUGCCUUUUGAAAACUAGGAGAGAGGCUUAGGUACAAAGCCGAAGUUUGGCAAGCCUGCAGCAGGCUCCAGCCUCAGAAGGACUGGAGGACACAGCUUUGAAUGCGAGGCAUGUUCGGUUCACAGGACCACAGGGCUGGAAGGCUUCUCAAAGGGUCUUUAGCUCUAUCCCCCAGAGAGAGGCAGGUCCCCCGUCAGAGCACACACAGUACCAGGAAGUGCUGGCUUUGCAAGUUGGUUUGUCCUUCUUGCCAGUCUUCAUCCACCUUUUUAAAGGUGAACCUGUGGUACUUGUAUUAGCUACUUGGUCCCCGUAAGGCCCUGUCUGCCAGGGCCAAUAUGCUCGGGUUCACAGAGCCGGUAACCAGAACAGACUUUGCUGCAAUAAGUGAGGAAGGAAAUGUGGAAACUGCAAAGCUCUUCUGCAUUGCUGAACCACAGGGGAGGGGAUGCUCUGUGUGUUUUGAAACGUCUUUGCGGUGCUCUGUGUUUCAGGACGGGCUGCUUCUAUCCUUCAGGCCUAACAUGCACAGAGAUUGCCCCUACCUGGGCUGCUCUGUCACAUGCCUGGGGGGAAAUCUGACAGCAAGAGUGUCCACCCACUCGAACUGGCCCAGUUUGACACACACCAGUGCAGCCGUCACCCACCACGGUCUCCUUUGCACAGGUGGGUGCGUGUGUUUGGAAAGGCAAGAUGUACUCUUACAUAGCAGCAGGGUAGCAAGAGACAAGAAAGCCCCUGGCUGGCUCUUUCGGGCCAUUCCUCCUUCUCCAAAAUGUCUGGAACUAGCACUGAGAGGGGCUGUGUAGAAACGUGUGCGUGGGGCAGAUGCAGCAUGGCUCACUCCCCCAGUCUUUCCUCCCCCCACCCCAUGUGCCAAUACUGGUGGGGAAAGUAGAGUUUUAUUAUUAUUAUUAUUAUCAUCAUCAUUAUUAUUGCUACUGGCAACAGUUGCUGGGAAGAAAGUUCCUUUGCAAGGCCAGUCCCCCUCCCUCCCAGGCGUAGCCUCACUGCCUGCUGUGGGAUUACUGACCCAAGUCAGGCGAGCUGGAUUUGGGCCUGGAAAGUGUUUAGACUCUGCAGCUGCAGCGCGAGUCUCCGUAGUGCUGGAAGCAGCGAGUUAAGCAGGCCAAAGUCUCAAACCACGAGCUGCCCUGGGAAGAUGCAGAUGGAUGUGGGAAAGGACGUGCAAAUCUAUGCUCUUGGGGGAAGGCUGCAUCCUUGAAUUUCAAGGCUGCCUCGUAGCAUUACUGUCACAUCCGUCCUGCCUGUGUGCGCAGGCUGGGAAGCCUCAUUCAGGAAUUUGCUAGAUCUAGGGAGACAUUUAUUCCACACUCCUCACGGCGGCAGCCAAAUGCCUUCAGAGCUGAGCCUUGCAGGUACAGGACAAAAGCAGCGGUGUUGAAGAGGCACUGGCCAGUUCAGACCUCUGCAGAAAGGGGCGGCGUUGGACUGGGAGGGAGAAAACCCUAAGCCAACAGUUGGCUGCCAAAAUCCUGACAGUGAAGGGUGCCCGAGAAGCUCUGCUUCGUAGCCAUUUGGGCGCGCUCACACUUCAGACCAAACAAACCCACAUGCACAUUGCUGGCAUGCGAGCAGUUUCAACUCAUCAUUAUUUAUAGUCGUGUGUCCAGUUGUUUUCUAGACCAGUGCAUGGUGGCUGGAGGGUCUCGUUCAAAAAGCUGCCGUUUGUGUGUCCGUUCGCUCGCUGGAGAGCUGAAACGCUCCCGCCCUCUGCCAGACCCCGACCGAGGAAUCCACGUAAAAACCAAAAGCGGUGGCGCGGCGGCACCGUUUUGUUUGGAGUGCGCGAUACAGCUCUUUACUAUGUAAAAACAACUCUCUGCAAACUUGGUGGUAUCUGGUAUUAUAACAUUCUGCAUUAUCUGUAUUUUAUGAAUAUUGUGCAUUGCCUUAUUUAUUUUUGCCAGGAGCAGACUAUUUUCUCUUUAUUGCUCAGAAUUAUUUAUCUUUCAAUGCAACGUAUGAAUAAACACGUACUGUCACGGC